This is a messenger RNA of Fragaria vesca subsp. vesca, 2170 nucleotides long. RefSeq lists its product as uncharacterized. The transcript is spliced from 8 exons. The record is from RefSeq and is a predicted model, not a curated record. The coding region runs from base 104 to 1777 and encodes 557 amino acids. Lineage: Eukaryota; Viridiplantae; Streptophyta; Magnoliopsida; Rosales; Rosaceae.
CAGUGCGUGAUCCAAUAGAUUUGUGUGAGACUGUGAGUGAUAUGCCCACACUAGACAAGGAAGGCACUGGUUCUGCUCUGGAAGUUCAAGUCUUGGAGCAAUAAUGGGUGAAUCUAUAGUGGGUUCUCCAAAAGAUGCUGAUAAGAUGGGAGAGGUAGCUAGUACAGAUUCGUCAAACCCUUCUCUGGAAGUGUCGGUUUCGUUUGGUAGGUUUGAGAAUGAUUCACUAUCUUGGGAGAAAUGGUCGGCAUUUUCGCCAAAUAAGUACUUGGAAGAAGUUGAGAAGUGUGCUACUCCUGGUUCAGUAGCACAGAAAAAGGCUUAUUUUGAAGCUCAUUACAAGAGGAUAGCUGCUCGAAAGGCCGAGGAACUUCUGGAACAAGAGAAGCAAAUGCAUGAUGAUGAGCCCUUAAAGUCAGAUGAUCAAAAUAAUGGUGAUCAGAUCUGUUGUGGCACGGAUAAUGGAAUUGAUAUUGAUAUAGCUACCAGUCAAACUAAUGCUCAAGGAAAUAGUCAGGAGCCCAAUUUAGAAAAUGGGAUAAGCUGUACUCCUGUGGAAGAUCUCAAGGAGGAUGAUGAGGAUGUUUACACUAUAGAGUGUCAAACAUCAUCGAUUGAGGAAAGAGAGAGAGAGGAAACUGAUAGCGGAGUAGUUAGUCCCAAGACUCCAAACUUGAACAGACCAGAGGAGCUUGUUUUGGUAAAAGAAGUGGAAACUAUCACUGCUGACACUCAAGAAACAAUACAGGAACUUACAAAGACUUUGGACAAUGAUGCAGGCGAUGCUCCAGAAGUUAAAGAGGAAAAGGCGAGAUUGGAUCUUCAGAAGCGACCUCAGAAGGUAACUCCAGUGAGCAAGGAGAGGAUGACUGUGGCAAAGGCCAAGAAGAAAUCAGUUUCACCAAUGACUAAAACACCUCAGAAUCCAACCCCUAGAGUGUCAAAGUUACCACAGAAUUCCACCCCUAGAGUGUCAAAGUUACCACAGAAUUCUACCUCUAGAGUGUCAAAAACACCACAGAAUUCCACCCCUAGAGUGUCAAAGAUACCGCAGAAUACUACCCCUAGAGUGUCAAAGAUACUGCAGAAUACCACCCCUAGAGUGUCAAAGCCAAUGUCAGCUUCUACCGGAGCAAAAUCUGCACCACGGCUCUCAGUUACGAAUGCCAAUGGUUCAUCUUUAAGUAGGAGCUCAAAUCCGUCUAUUCAAAGAACCAAGAAAGUUCCUCCUAAAUCUCUGCACAUGUCACUCAGUUUGGAUCCUAAAAAGUCUGAUUCAGCUACAGAAACUGUGGUUACAGCUAGAAAAUCUUUGAUUAUGGAGCAAAUGGGUGACAAGGACAUUGUCAAACGAGCAUUUAAGACAUUUCAAAACAGUGUCAACCAAUUGAAAUCCUCUAAUGAAGAGAAACCUUCAACACCAAAGCAGCCCUCUACUAAGGCGAAAGAACCAAAGGUUUCCACUUCUGUGUCUCUGCCCAAAGACAAUGGAGGGUCACUCAAAACGAGUUAUCAUGAUAAAAGAAAUGCUAAGGCUGCUCCAUCUUUUGGCUUGAGAAGUGAAGAAAGAGCAGAGAAAAAGGAGUUAACAAAUAAAUUGGCAAAACCCAAUGCCAGAGAUGCAGAGAGAACACAUUCCCAACCAAAGUCAAAGGAGCAAAAGGAGGCAGAGAUAAAAAUGCUAAGACAGAGUCUUAAGCUCAAGGCUACACCAACGACUGAUUCUUAUCAGGGACAAAAGUUAUUGAAAAGCACUUCAGAAAAAGGAGGGUCCUAAGAACAAACACUUUGGUGAUCGAAUUUCUUAUGUCAAAAGGUUAUCAUCAUCUACUGAGAAGUCAUGUCAACUUCAGAAGAAGCUAGAGAAGAAUGAAGACACAUAAGAAGGAAUAUCUAUCUCAGGCAUGGUCCAUGCUUAGAUACUACUGCUUAGCUGUUGGUCAUAAUGAGUCACAAUCUGUAUAUCUGGAAUCUGGAUGAGUAGCACAGAUUGCUUAUGUUAUCAAUCUUAUCUAGAGAUGGGGCAUAUUAAUAAUUUGCACAAGAUGAGAAACAGCUCAGAGGUUCAGUUACCUUUAAUUUUCCCCAAUAGUAUUCAGAGCUAGAAAAUGUUAUGUACCCAUUUUUGUAUAUUUGUGCUUGUGAGACUAUUAGUCCCAGAUAGUUACAU